AUAAUAUUAUGAGGAUUGUUUUGUUCCCCGCGCGUUGAAAAGCAGUGGUGCGGUCCGAUAGUAUUGAAGGCAAAGCUGUAAACGGUUUGUUUUCACCGUGAGGAGGAAGGAGCGCUGCUCGUGUUCGCCGCUGCUGCACCAGUUUGUUUUUAAAAAACAAAAAAAAAACAACGGUUGUAACAUUUGUUUUAUAUCUGGUUGGUUUUUCUAACAGCAGCUUUCUUUAGCUCGCCAUGGCUCUGUGCGGGGGUGUCGGAGCCAUGGCUUUACCAAGCGAGCUUAUCGUCCACAUAUUCUCCUUUCUGUCCGACCGAGACAAGCUCCGGGCCUCGGCCGUGUGUUCACGAUGGAGGGAGUGUCUCUUCUACCCCGCGUUGUGGACGGAGCUUAAACUGCGAAUAGGUGGCGGUGGUGGUAGUGGUGGUUGUAACGGCGGCUCCAGCUCCGAGGAGACCCCGAGACUGGAGUUCCUCAUGCGGAAGUUCGGUUCCUUCGUGCGGGAGCUGCAGCUGGAGCUCGCACCGGUGGAAGGCUACCUUAGUCCCCUGAACAGCGAGCAGUCGUCGGCCAGGAUGGAGCAGCCUCCCGGUCCCGAUAACGACCCGCAGCUUUCCGAGCGAUGGAGGGACGCCAUGGCCACCUACUUGGACCAGGUGUUGUGUGUGUUCAGCAGCAUCCGCAACAACAGAAACCUGCAGAAGCUGAGUCUGUAUGGAGACACUUGUAUUCUCCAACAGGAGGGACUGUUGGACAGCUCCAACCUGCACCAAAUUCACCAAGGAGACAAAAAGAUCAACGAAAUCCAACAGUUGUUCAUGGAGUUGUUGUCCAACGGCAGGCAGCUGAGGUGGUUGUCCUGUAGCUUCAUGCUGGGUCUGGUGACUCCCUGCUCUUUAGCCUGCCUGUCAAAUCCUUCAGCUGAGACCCUGCAGCACCUCAGUUUACUGGACCAUCAGCUCGGUCCCCUCAUCUCACCAUCAGAGUUGGAUCGUCUGUCUAAUCUUCAUUCUCUGGCUCUGGAUUUCUCUGAUUUGACAUCUGAGCUUUGUGGCCUGCUGGCAUCUCCACGCCGAACUCCACUGCAUCGCCUGUCACUGCUGCUCAACGGCGCCGCCCUGGAGUUCAAACCAUUAGAAGGGACAGCUACAGAGGAUGACUGGAAGGCACUGGUUCGUGUGAGUGCCAACCUGCGAGUGUACAUCAUGGCCCUGGAGGUGGACAGCUCAGAGCUCCUCAGGGUCCUAAAGCCAAGCCUUCCUCUGGAGCGCCUCCACCUCGACAGUUACAAUACACUGGUGUCUGACGCUACAUUGGAGCUCAUCUCUCAGCAGUACAACAAAACGCUGACUCACUUCCUGCUCCUGAGGGAUGACCCCGACUUUCCUGACCUCAGCGUCAAUCGGAACGAAGACCCGUUGGUCCUCUUGGCAUGGCGAUGCACUCAGCUGGCUGUACUGGUGAUACACGGUUACACUGUAUGGUCCCAUAACUUGGUGGCCAUCUCUCGGCUGCGAGGCUCCAGUCUUCGCGUCCUGACCGUCUCCGAGGAGAGCAUCGACUUCGAUCCGGACCAGUCCAUGUGCAUGGAGGGUGACCCGGUCCAUAACCUGGUCAAGGAGGUUUCUCUGGGCCUCGGCCGUGUGUGGCACCCUUGCCUGGAUUCCAGCCUGGUCUUGUCCGAACCUACCCAGCACUUCCACCGUGAGCUGCACGCCUUCAGCAUGGGCAUGUAGGCAGGGAUGUCAAAUCCAACGCAUCACAGCUUAAACUGUGUCAAGACCAGGCCAGACCAACUAAGUCCAAGUCAUCUUGUACCAGGGCAAAAGCUGGCAUAAAACAAUCUAUAAAUUACAUUAUGUGAGCUGAUUGUUUUUAUUUUACUUUUAUUUUUUGCGUUUCUUUCACAGGGAUUUUAGCACACAGUGAAGGCCUACCAUUUUCCAAAUGAUUCCCUGUUUUCUAGCUUUGCCUCUUUGAUUAUCUAGUUAGCCAGUGAUGUUGGAAAACCGCUUCAAUCUUUUGAUGUUUUAAAUACAAUACAGUCCAAUUACGAAGACUCAUUUAAAACUGGAUAAUGUAAUGAAACUUUGAUCAAUCAGUUUGAAAUGAUGCCAAUCUGUGAUCUCUGACCACAGACAAGACUUGAGGCAUGAGCAGUUUUAAUUUGUCUGUUCAAGCUCGUCAUUCUGCGGCUUCAAAUGUCCUCUGGUCUGACAUGGCCUGGUCUCGUCUGGUCUUGAUCAACAAGUAUUCAGAGCUCGAUGUCUCUCCUUCACCAUAAUAACCUCCAGGGCCUCUUUAUGAUGUAACUUUGAUUUUGUUUUUUUUGUUUUUUUCUUUUUUUCUUUGACUCUCCCUGCUCUGUGUAUAACCUUGUUUUUUUUUCCUGUGUGGUGGUUCCCUUGCCUGUAUAGGCUUUGUGUGUAUUUAAAUACAGAUAUAUUAUUAUCCUGCUCACUGCUAGAACAGGACAGGCAGGCGGGUUGAGUGAUGGACCGUUGGGAUUUAGGUGGGGGGAAUGUGUGUUCCGACAAAAGCUACUAGCUUUAGUUGUGAAAGUAUUUUUCUUUUCUUUCUUUUCAAACCUUUGCUCUCUGUCUGUCUGCUCCACACUAGCAGCAAAAGUUGGAGUUUGUAAACUAACCGAUCAAUCACUUCCUCGGUAACACAACCUUCGCUGCUUCUGCUGUUGCUCUGAAAGAGCUCCCUGUGCACUUGUCCACUAUUUCCUGAAUUGCCACUGUGAUGUGGCUGACCGUGGCAGGUGCUCAUCAAUUUUUGUCAGUGCUAUGUGAUUUAUGACCAUCGUAAAGUGAGUGGCAUUUCAAAGCCGAAUGGUUUUUAUUGAGGAUUUCGAGGACCUUACUGACGGCGUUAUGGAGAAUAUUGUUACGUGCUUGCAGCAUACACGCUUCCCACCCCGUUCACUUUUCGGGAAAGGACACUAGUCGAUUUUUUUAAAGAGGGAGCCUCGUCUUCCGACUGACAUUCAGAGCCAAACUAUAGGACUCAGCCCGUCACAAUACAACGCACCCUACCCUGUUCUGUUUUGAUCUGUAGUGAGCUGGUUGCAUAUAUAUAUUAAGGCUGAAUAUAGCUGCCUUAGCUCUCCUCUAGAUGUCAAGACUUUCUGACUAGUUUCACCGGUUACAGAGCCCUAUUUUGUAUGAAAAUGUCAAGUCAUCAAGUCAAAGAAAAGAACAGGAGUGUGCGUCACGAUAUGAAGGGCUCUGACAUUUAAAAAAAAUCUUCAAAUAGUUGUGCAUUAUUCUAAAGAGAAAAUAGAUUUUCAUUCCACAAUGCCACAUAUAUGUAUAAAUAACCGUGAUAUGAGAAAUCUCUGUGACUACUUCCAAACUCAUGGUGAGGCCAUGCUAAAACAACACCAGUAUUCUGUAGGCGCAGCUUCCUAAGGUUUCGCAGUUUUGUAGGCAGCAACUAGUUUUUCUCAGUCGCGGAUUGAGAAAACUUUUCACGAACAAGAACAGGGAAAAGGAUGUACUGAAUGUACUUAACUCUCAUUCUGUCAUUGUCUUGGCCAGUCAGGUUUUUGUUCCCUGUUGAAGGCUUACUGUAUAACUACAUUCGCUGCAGAAAAUCGGCCACGGCUGCUGACUGAAAUGAGUUCAGACUUUGUAGGUUCCCACGGACGGCCAAGGCUGGUUAUAAUUUCCGGGAAGUGGGCACCUACCGCACAACAAAGGUUUUGGGUCACGUGCCGUAUUUCUGUGGGCGAAAAAUUCUUCUGUCAGUCUCAGGUAGGCUUUUAACAUCACUAUGACCAGGACAGUUGUGGUGGUGGUGAUGUCGAGGAGGGUGUGUGAAACAAUCAGUUGGUGUGAGAUAUUGUCUUUUUGUGUAUAUGUGUGUAUGUGUGUGUGUUUGUUUUUUAAUUUCCUCUUGAGUCACAGUUGCCUUGGAAACAGCCCCUUGUUUUCUGGAUACAGUUGUUGUUGUUGUAGUUGUUGUUAAUGAUGUUGUUUAUCUUGCCAUCUGAUGAAACCCUCACUCCACCUUUUGUUGGGGGGUUCAGCAAACCUAAUCAUACAUUUGUUUUCAAAGAUUAAGGUUGGUAAGGACUAAAGAAUGGCAAAGUCGAUCUGCUCAUUGCACAUCCAGUAGAUGUGGGGGACAGAGAGUGGCUGUGGAGUGGAAUCCAUGCUGUCGAUAGGAGGACCUGCUGGGCCCAAUUAAUGUCUGAGCUGAAUGUAGUCUGUUUCCUGCGGUGAAAUGACUUCUGUCUGGCACAGUGGUUCUUGUCUGGCUGUGCGACUGGCUUUCAUUAUCUAGAGUGAAGGCAUUACUUUGAUUGAAUCACAAGUCACUUUUUCAUCGCCUGAUUCUGACUUUGCAAUAUCACAGAGGGAAUGCUUUCGCCCUAAUAAAUGAAAUGAAUGUUAUUCAGGCUCCGUGGACGUACAAGCAUGCCAUGUUCAGGCCUCAAGCCAGGCAUUGCCGACCAAACGUCUUGUGCUCCACACAAACCAAGCCUGGGCUGAGUGUGACCCGGGCCAAGUGUGGUUAUAUCUGAUGCUCCAGCGUUGUGGCUGCUGUUGUACGCUGUUGUCUUACUAAGUCAUUUCCUGAGCUGAGCUAGAUAGAAGAAAUUGUCAACUAGCUGUCGUUUGGAAAAGCUGCCCACCCAAAUGGCUUCAGCUCAGUUACUGUUGUGCACACCAUGGCACUUUAAAAGGUCGGGGCAAAUGAUAUUGCAGACUGUGAAGGUUCAUAUCAAGGUCUGUAGUUUACAAGGUUGACCUGCAUUUCUUUUCCCCUCACGGACUGAUAUGGAACCAGAGUCAUACAGUGUGUCAGCACUUUGCUUGGUUCUAGAUAAACUGGUCCUAAUGCUGGGCCUGUGGUUACCAAAUGUCUGCUCAUCUGUUAAAGGGACCCUGAUGGUUUGGCCAUGAUAAUCUCUCUAGUCCUUGGUCCCUAUCUCAGGAUAAAUGCACACUGGUACCAAGAGUUUCUUUUUAAAGGCUGCCUGCGGCUGUUCACAGAGCUGUACACUCACACACUCGGAGGGGAUAGCAAUACCAACGUGACACAUUCAGACCAAAAUAUGUUGGUUUUUAUCUUAUCUUCCUCCUUCUUCUUUUUUUCCGCUCAUCAUGUUUUGUUUUUUUAAGAGCUCGACUUUGCUGCUUUUACGUUUAAGACGUUUGUAUUGUGACGAGGCAUCGCCUGAUAAUGAGGGGGAAAUCACAGCAAUCUACACCAGAAUGUAACUUCAAACUUUCAAACUAGAUCAUCUGAGGUUUUUUUUUUUUUUUAACAAACAAAGUGAUUUUUAAAAAAAGCCAAUUUUACAAACUCGCUCACCAUGUGUGCUUCCUCCUUCAUUUCCCCACAGGUUAUUGGCUUCACACUAAAAUUCAGAUCUCGCUGUUUGGCCAGUCCGACUUGGCCCUCGUGGCAAAAUUUCUGCCCAGAAUAAAAAGGAAUGAAAGGAGGGACUGUGGGUUUUUUUUCCCAGAUUCAUGAUAAAAAAAAAAAUUCAUUCAACUAUAAUAACUCAUAUUUGGAAAUUGCUCUCCCCUCGUUAUUGGCUCUGUGUCGUUUUUCACUGUUGCUGUGAUUGUUAGUUCACUCUUUAGGCGGCAUUAGGAGCUUCAGUAGCUAGGAUUUCAGCACAUGCGUGUUUUAAUUUGUCUUGCUUGUAUUUUCUGCGCAAGUUUUCAAAAGUGUAUCUAGUAGAAAAUGUGUGAAUAAGAUGGUAUGAGUGUGUGUGGACAAGUUGUCAGCAGUGCAGCCAUCAUAUGUUUUCUGUGUAUGUGUGUGUAUUUAAGCGGGGGUUCUCAUAUUCAGCAGUGUAGUCUUAUCACUUCUACUGCAGCAGGAAACAGGAACAGAAAUCGUUCGUUCUCAGGGUACAAUCGGAGGGAAAGUUACAAUAGCUCAGGCUUCUAGUUCACUCAUUUGAGUAAUAGGAGUCACUGGAUCUGUUCUCCUUCCCUUGAUGUGUUUUAAGCUGCCAAAGACCACAGUGGAACAAACUAAACCCAGACACAAGUCUAUCUGAAGUGCCCAUGUACGCACACGCUGGCGGGAGGCUGGUCCAGUAUUCUUCUCUACUCCACACCUCCUUCCAGUACUUUCCAUUCUGACAUUUCUGUCUUUUUUCCUCACUUGUUCCACUCCACUCUCGGUUUCUUCCGGCUGACUACUACCGUUCUGUUUGUUGCGUGUGUGUGUCCAAACUCUGCCCGUGUCGUACAGUGCAGAAGCAGAUGAAAUGUCAGCAGUGUCGACGGUAAAAGAGACCAAAGCAGAACUCCGUGCAGAGAUUUGGCAAAUGUCGUGCUAGGGUUCCAAACUAGCUGUACAGAAAGAAGGCGUACUUAUAUCCAACAUAUGUUACCCGAUAAGGAUAAGCGGCAUUGGUGCACAACUUGUACAGUGUGGCCAAAUUCCUAUCUGUGAAUGGCACUCAGGGUUUGACGCUGCAUGUUGCCGGGACAUCAUAGAGGCCUUUCGAGUCGAGUGCAGUGUGACAGAGGCUUAAGAAAAAAGCCUUAAGCCUGGAGUUGGACCAUGUCAACAAUAUUUGCUUACCACCGUAUUCCUCACCCUCUCUCUUUCUCUAUCUCUGUCUGCCUCCCUUUUUUCCACCACCUGUUUCACUGUGAGAAGUGAGUGAAUGUAAAAAAAAAAAACAACAACAACAACCUAAAGGCGAGGAGGACGAGGAGGGUCAGGUUCAACCUCAGAACACAUCUGGGACUAAACACUCCCUCUGAUGCUUCCAGAAGCUACUUUCUGACAGAUUGUAGCCUUACCCAGCUAGGAUAAAGGCCAGUGUGUCUGAUCUGACACGUCGUAUGCCAAGCCUGUGGCCAAGGUCAGAUCUGGUGGGGAAGUGUUUAGUCCACCGGGCUUUUGGAGCUGUAAAGUGAUUCGCUGCUAGAGAUCUGCUCGGAACAGGACAUUCCACGUGGUGGGUCGCUCAGGCCAUCUGAUUAGCAUAACAGUUUACUACAUGGCUAACGUGUCUGCAUGGAAAAUUAUACUAUAUAAAUAUAUACUAUAUUUUUUUUACUUUGAAUGAGUCUGCCGGUUUUUUCGAAGGGCAUGGGGGGGGGGGGUGAAGAUUCCGCACGACUAGUCGCACCAGAUUACCAGCUGGUCUGAGCAGAGCGCAGGUGUGAUACCAUUUAGAAGUGGUCGUUUUUAAAAGUGCAUUUAACGUGUGUUACUGCGAUGCCAAUGCUUUGCUUUCACUUGAUGCUUCAGCAUCCCGGGGGGGGCCAUUUCUGGACCUUGUUUUUGUGUCCGGUACACUAAAGGUCAUACGUGAAAGCAACACACACACCGACCGUGCUAAAACGUAAGGACUAGCUACCAUGUCCAUGAAAAGAGUUGGUGUCACCGAUUGAAUCAAUCUGCCAGGUUAGAGAACAUCGAAAUACGUAAAGAGGAAGUUGGUCUGCAAAUUUAGUACACACAACUGGAGUCUGGGCUGGACUUGUUUAUACACCAUAUGCAGACAGAGGUUUGUGUAUUCCUCUACUAUACUGUGUAUACACAGAAAGACUGAUUUGACACACAGCUAGCAGAGCCAUAUUCUUAAUGAGUUCUGCCGUUAAAUGACAGCUUUGAAGGCUCCAGAGGGAAGAUGUGGUGUCAGUUAUUCAGGAGACCAUCACCCGCAGUUACUGUACAUCAAUGUGGUCGCAGCGGUCUGACCUGUUUAUGUUGUGUUUUUGGUUUCUGUGCUCGUUAUAUGCAUUCAUGGGGUAAUCCUGUAAGAUAACUAGGCCUCCUCUGUGGCCUGAUGGGUAUUUGAAUCCACAGAGCUGACACAGUUGUCAUUGACAUAUUAUUAAAACUGUUUGUAAUCACAGAUUACAGACACACCUGUCCUACCAGACUCGCAUACAAAGAGUCACGUUUCAAAGUUCUUCACUAAUUCUUAUAAUAGCCAAUAUUUAUACCAAUUUACAUGGACUGAAGUGUGAGCGUGUGUUAUUUUAGUACCAAAGCAGCAGACUGUGUCAGAUCUGCAUCAGACACCGGUUUCAUUUCCACUUUGAGCGUUGCUCAGACUCGGAUGCCAGCUUGAGUUUGUAACGUGGACUCACAGGAUGUUUGCAAUGUUUUGGAAAGUUUCCUCAAACUAGCUGUAGAAAAGAUUCUGGGCCUAAAAUAAAAACUCCUUUUUAAAGAGAAUCAGUAAAGGUGACACGUUCCUGAAGGGAUUACCAUAAAAAGACAGGGUUUCCUCGUCGCAAUGUGAGAUUUCAGAUGCUUCCUCUUUGUUUUUGUUUUGUUUUUUUUAUCUAAAUGCUGAGACCAUAGACUACUACCAGUACAUGCAAGACCUCUGAAUGGGCUCACAUAAGGCUGGACUCAUGCAGGACUGUGAAGAAUCCGAAUAACAUCCUGAUGUAUGUUUCUGUUACUGGGGAAAAAAACACUGGAUGUGCAUUGCACUGGUAUAAAAUCAGUCCUGCGUAACAGAUCUAGGUAGACGUGUAGAAAUGAUCUGGGUGAAGGGAGAGGUUCACACAGAGUAAGGCCAUUAGCAGUUAGCCACACUGAGAGCCACCAGUUUUUAACUUCAGCCAUCAGCUGACACUAAAACUGUUUUUUUUCCAGCCAGCUUAUGAUGAUGAUCCCAGCAUAACAGUGAUGUGUAUAUAUACUUGCCACACUGUAUUUCUAGAGAAGAAACAACAAAAUGGCACUCAUAGCAUAACCUGGCCAAACUCUGUCAGUUGCUCUGGUAGGUAAACCUAGAUGAUGUCGGUGUGUCGCGCCUUGGCUAUAUCAAGGAACUGAUAGAUAUUCAUGCUCAGUGUCGGCCAACUAUCUUCAUUUAGAUCUCAGCUACUGCGGCUCUGAUGUUCCUGGCUGCUAAACAAAGUCUUUCUUGUCAAGUCUGGAGAGCCAAAGCUCCUAAUUAGCCAGGCAGGCAGGCCUGCUGCCCAGUCCAGCCUCACAACUAUGCAAGAGGAAUGCAUAUAAUCCACGCUCGUCUCUCUCUUUUUUUUUUUUCUUCUUCUUCUGUUUUUAUAUUUUCUUUUCCUCACUGUCACGCAGUAGAAAUGAAGACGUAUAAAACUAAUAAGAACUUGCAAUGACAAUACUUGGCCUUAUGAUAAUUUAUGAAAUCUUAUCAUUUUUUUAGUUUUAAGAUCUUUUUGAUUCUGGUCAGCCAGCCCAGCGACAGCAGCGGUGACGGCGGGCUCACUCUUGGUCUCUGUGAGACUGGCUAGACGGCCCCUAGUUUUAUCGUGGUACGAAUGUUGUGCAUUUGUUUAAAAUCAGGACAGUUUGCAAUAACAGCAGUCUUACUAGUGGCCACAAAGGGGCACAAGCAGUGCUGACAGGGCCCGGCUGCGUCUUUAGAAAACCAUAGAGGAAGAAAUAUAAACUAUAUAAAUAGAUAUAUAAACUCACACAGUGCAUAUUUGUAUAGGUAUCAACAAUGCAUUACCGUGGUAUACUCUUAUGCAACACAUGUCCGGGUUCAAUUUAUGAACAUGAAGUAUAUUAUAAAAUCACACAGACUUUGUAAAUCAGAAGCUAUGUUGUUGUGUGUUUUUUGCGAAAAUGGUUUUACCAUCCUCAAUGUUGAAUAUUCUGAGCGUUGCGUUCCUGUGUGACUGUGUUUGUUUAAAGUGAGCACAUAGCAGCGGGUUUUACCUUCUUCCUGUAAGCAGGGAACCAGACGUGAGCCAAAACACAGCUGGACCAGAUUUCAAAUGACAUGGAGCACAUUUAAAAAAUAUAUAUAUAUACAUUUCAUAGAAACGUGCACGGUUUUCCAAACAUCUGAGUGCGGUCUCAAACCAGACUUAAAUGUGUAUGCAUGUUUCGGACUGAGCUGUACAGCUUCAAAUACAUCCGUUGACGCAUUUUGCAAGCACGGGUUAAAACUUGCUUGAAGAACGUCCCUGCGUUAUCUCUGAAACUGCUCUGAAACUAAGACUGAAAUGAUAUAACAUUUGAAACCUUUUCCAGCUGUUUUGUGGUUCAGUCUGCAGGGAAAUAGUCCUCAUCAGCCGAGAGGGCAGAUUUUAUCGUAGAGAAACAGUGUUGAUCCAUGGUUCUGUUGUGGAGAAAAGGGAGGAUACAUCACAAAGCUCCAUGUAAAACCUCUUAACUGACAGAUGGCGUACACAUGAGGGGUCAACCUGCCGAAUGUUGAUUUGAAUUAAUGUUGAAUGAAUGCUUCUCUUCUUUUAGUCAGUGAAUAAAAGCAUUAAAAAGUC
Larimichthys crocea (large yellow croaker) is the source of this 10220-nucleotide messenger RNA. RefSeq names its product F-box protein 33 (gene fbxo33). Lineage: Eukaryota; Metazoa; Chordata; Actinopteri; Sciaenidae. Gene Ontology annotation, molecular function: protein binding. Gene Ontology annotation, biological process: positive regulation of protein ubiquitination. The record is from RefSeq and is a predicted model, not a curated record. The coding region runs from base 234 to 1733 and encodes 499 amino acids. The transcript is spliced from 6 exons.